This is a messenger RNA of Trichoplax adhaerens, 834 nucleotides long. RefSeq lists its product as uncharacterized. Gene Ontology annotation, molecular function: peptide binding; G protein-coupled receptor activity. The transcript has a single exon. Gene Ontology annotation, cellular component: membrane. Gene Ontology annotation, biological process: G protein-coupled receptor signaling pathway. The annotation marks the transcript as partial. The record is from RefSeq and is a predicted model, not a curated record. NCBI's taxonomy places the organism in Eukaryota, Metazoa, Placozoa, Uniplacotomia, Trichoplacea, Trichoplacidae.
UUUUGCUAUAGUGCCGUUUUCAUCCUAGGAGUUAUCAGUAAUUUGUUAGUCUUAUCAAUAUAUUGGCAAAAAAGAAAAUUCAAUUCAGCAAAGCAAUAUUUUUUCUCUAAUUUAGCUAUCGCCGAUUUAUUAGUCUGCAUAUUUUGUAUGCCAGUGGCUACUAUAUUGACAUUUACUGGUAAUGACUGGAUAUUUGGUGAAUUAUUAUGCAAGCUAAUUCCUUUUAUACAAAUGUUAUCCAUUGCAGCGUCAGCCACUUCAGUUUUAGCAAUUACAUUUGAGCGAUUGUAUGCUAUCGUUUAUCCGUUAACAUUUAGUAAAAUAUUUAAUCGUAAAAGACGGAAAGUAAUGAUAUCUAUGACUUGGUUACUAUCAGGCAUCUAUGCCAUACCCAAGUUAAUUAUUUCCAAUGUACAAACACAAGGUGACUAUAGUGCAUGUCAAGCCAAUUGGACUGAUACAUCAGAUCGAGUUUAUAUUGCUUUCGGUGGUGUUACUUUGCAUGCUUUGCCAGUUUUUAUUGCAUCCUCAACUUAUAUUUAUAUGGUCUAUAAAUCAAAUAACAGCGUUCACAGUGAGCAAAAAAUAUGUGUUAAUAUGAAAUUACAUCGUAAAGCUAUGCGAACUGCAGUUACCGUAGUAAUAGUGCAAGUCAUAUCAUGGCUACCCUUUUACAUUGUAUCUAUAACAUAUUCAUCAAUCAUUUUCCCCCCGAGAAAUGCAGAUGAAACAGAAGACAAGCUAUUUUUUGUAGCUCGUUUAUUUGGCUAUGCUAAUUCCUGUUGGAAUCCACUAAUCUAUGCUAUGAAUAGUACAAACUUUCGUCUAAAAUUU